AUGGCUGUGUGGGGCAGGAGCCCACUUCUGCUGGCCGUCACUCUGUGGAUGAGUUUUGGGAGAGCUGGUGAGUUCGGACUUUAUAACCACAUCAUGAAAAAAAUGUUUGUGAUGGUUUUAAAGGAGGUUGAAUGUCUAAAAUCCUCUUAAUAAUGGCCUCAGCUUAAUUACUAAUGAGAGAGAGACCCUAAUGAAGAUGAAUGUGCUUGAACAGAGGCUGUGCUGUCUUGUUGUCUAAUAGGGAGGCAAUGUGAAAAAAGGAUUUCUUUUAAACUUGUAGUUUCAAUAAAUUAUAAAAGGGCUAAACACAAUUUAAAAAAAACAAACAAACAAAAAAAAUGGUUUAUGUGUUUAUUCAGAGCGCUAUGCCUUUUAGACAUUUGUCCUCGUUCUUCUCUGUGUUACUCAGGCGGCUGAAAUGUAGCCACACGUUCCAGUUCCUGUGAAAAUAGAAGCAAACCUUGAUGGUUCUUAUGAGCUUGCGGCGAGGGGCACAGUGGCUGGUGUGUCUGUAACGCCACACUCUUUUUUUAUCCUCUAAACCACCUCUUUUACUGAGCCAGCUUUCACACACUAACACGUCUAAAACAGUCUGUUCAUCACUUUUUAAUUUCAGUUGUGCUUUUAACAGAUAUUUGAUGGACAAACUAAAAUCAAUGUAUAAAAAAUAAGGAGUUAGGUUAAUGCUUUUCCGAAUACAGUAAAGAGAGACCAUUACAACACAGUUUUUCACACAACAAAGAGCCAAUUCGUAAAGCUUUUAAACGUUCAAGUAAAGAGUCUGUUCGGUGGAGGAAACAUCAAUGUAUGGCAAAUAUGAUGAAGCUAAAAACCAUGAAUGUACUUGACAUUAUGAAGCUGCAAAUUUUACAGAAUUUAUAACUCUUUUUAUGAUCAUUUUGGGUGUCUGAAGGCUGGACUUUAACCUCUCAAAUAUAGCGGUCGUCCUCUGCUUAGUUGUCUCAAACUUCAUGUUGUUUUGAGAAAAGGAGACUUCAACUAAAUAUGCCCGUCCACAGUAUUCGACCUCCAUUCUUGAGGACUUUUGAACUUAUUUCUCACUUCUUUUCGAUGAUUGCUGGACAAAAUUCUAAGACAAAUAGUUUUUUAAAAUUACACAAUAUUUCUAGGACCAUUUUACACAAUAACAAUAAUAAUAGGAUUGAAUACCUUCAACUUUAAGCCCAGAGUUAGUGUGGCCUCUUUCCUGAGUCUGUUGUCUUCGACAUAACAGAGCAAAGAAACACUGCUACGACUGAAAGACAGGAGUUUGUUUGGUUAAAAAAUUUGUACUUUCCAUGCGCUGGUUUAGAAAUUUCAGCACUACUUAAUAACACUUGAUUAAAAAAAAGUUUUUAGCUUAACUGAGUACUUGUUUUGCUGUAUGGCAUAUAUCAGGUAAUAUCUUUGGACACGCACUUACUUUCUAUUAGUCACAUUUAAAACCGAUGUGUGUGUUAUUUUAGGUGGCUUACACAGUCUUUGCUGUUUCCUUUUGCGGGCAAGCAACUGAGAUGUACGCAGAUAUUGCAGCAUAACUUCUGUUUGACAUUUACAGCUGAAUUUGAAACUGAAUUCAAUGCACUCCUUUAACACACUGAAAAACUGUUAAUUUAUGUGUAACCCAGAGCCACAGUGAUAUUUAAAAAAAGAGGCUUGUUUUGUUUACUUAGAGACAGGAGCAUUACUCUGAUAUUAAUCUCUUGAUCGCUGGUUCAAGAGAAAUGAUUCAUUUCCUUGAAUUUAACAUCUGAGAAAUGGGAAGUUGAUGGGCAGAACAGAAACUUGCACCUCUUUCUGAGGAUUCAUUAUGGAGGAAUCCCCACAGCUUUCCUGUCUAGAAAGAAGAGGUAGAAAACAGCAGGAAAUUGAGUUUGUAUAGUUUAACCUAAAAGUUUACAUAAAAGUCACAAACUUGGCUCAUUAGGUAGAGUAUUUGUAAUGUAAUAUGCUCAAGGCUCAGCUACAUCAGUCAAAUAUGAUUUUAUAAAAAAAGUAACUUUGGAUGUUUCCUAACUGGCUUGAUUUUUUUUAAUGGCAGAAAAAAAACACUUUUAAAAAGAAAAAAAAAACAGUCAGAACACAGUGUUUCUGCUGAGUCCUGAUCUACAGGAGGCAUUUGUAAAUCAUGAAAGAAACAAUGAAAAAACUGAAGUGAGUCUGAAGACAACCAAAGGAAAUGUUGGCAUGAAUAAACUUAUCAUUAGUCUUCUCAUAUAAAUGUAACUGUUAAUUUGUCAUUAUAAUGCAGCUGGGCUCUGAAAUGUACAGAGUCUCUAAGUAAAGUGAAAGUUUUUCAUAUUCUGCACACAGAAAAUAGACUCGUGUUCUCCAAAAACACGACUAAAUAAGUGAUUUAAAAGUACAUGUGAACACAACAUAAUCAUCCUGUAGGAAAAGUUGUCAUUUUAAGGCAACAAGCUGAUUUUCUUGUUCACAAAAUAUAAUUAUCUUGCAAAUACAAAUUAUGAUCUUGUCCAUAGAUGAAAAUAUCUGGUUUGGAGCAAGUUGCAUGAAGCAUUUUGUGGAAGCUAGUUAUCUUGAGAGCACAAGAUAAUUAUGUGCACAAUACAUUUACUGAUUAAGGAAAAGCUAUUUUCUGUCCUCAGUUUUGUAUGUUGCUAGUACAAGUAUUUUGUUAUGCACAAGCUAUUAUCUUGUGUGUGAUAUUUUUUCUGGUUUUCUGGUUUGCACAGUCUAAUCUUUUGCAAACUUGUUGGUAAAGUUAUAAGUUACAAUAUGUUAUUUUGUGCAUCAGAAUUAGAAGUGACUACAAGAAAAUCAUCUUUUUAAAACUUUUUUUGAGUUUUGAAAUGACCUUUCAAUCAAGACUAUCAAUCACUCAAGGACUAACAUUAUGUCUUCCAGUAAAAACAGUUCAAAACAAGUAGAGAAAAUGAACUUAAAUAUACAUCAGACGGAUCGACAUUUGCAGAAGGUGUUACAUUCACAUGCCCCUGCAGUAACAAAAUGUGUACAUUGAGUUGCAUUUAUUUCCCAUUGCAAAAGAUUUCCCCCUUUUAAACUUUCUUCAAUAACUCAACUUGGAUAAAAUUUCAAACUAAGUUUUGCAAAAUAAUAAUGAAUCCACUCAUGCACUAUAUAAUAUGUGCAACUCUGUGUGUUCACUUAGCGUGUCUCAUCUACCGGAAGCCCUGCUCCGCUGUGCACUGAGAUCAUGUAGUCUAACUUUGUCUUAACUUACCUGAUACAAAGCUGAUGAGAAAUUUGUCACAUUGCUUUGUGAAGGCAAUAUGCACAGAGAAAAAAGCACGUGCAUGGACACAGGAAAAUUAAGUUAAAAUCUUAAACACAAAGUUUUUAGAAGAUACCACCAAAAAAUAGAUAAUAAAAAAUCAGCCCAUAUUCCUGACAGCAGCCUAAAUAUUGUUUACCUGCACCUGUUAAGAUGAAGCAAGCUCCAAGACAAACACCUGCUCAUGGUUUCAUCAUUUAUUUACAUUUUUUAAAAUGUUUUGCCUUAGUAUGACAAGCUUAAAGAAGUUUCCUUUUUGGAUAUGUGAUUCAUUAUUUUGCCCUUGACAGCCUCCUCCCGUUUUUCAGCUGCUCUCGCAGAGCCCGAGAUCUGUUACAUCCUGGAUGGUAUCCUCUUCCUGUACGGCAUCAUCCUGACAGCGCUCUACUGCAGAAUCAAGGUUUGCAUGAUACAUAUUUACUUUGACAGAGAUGCAAGUCACUUUCAAUGAAGCUUAACCUGAAGUGAAAUAUGUUAUCACUGAAACUUGAUCGGCUUCGUGGAUCACACAUUGGUGGUGAGCAGUGCCAUCUGCAAAAAAAGGGAUGUUGCACAAUCAGAAAAGAGAAAAAGAGUUUUAGACUUUGACAGAGCGUGUUAACACCAUUAGGUACAGUGUAAAAUGUUGAAUAAAGACAGUUUUCAGUUGUUUUGAGUCUUUAUUUCUGAUAUUGGUGGUAUGAUAGAACAUACUUUAUUCUGCUAGGAUCAACUGAGACUGAGAUGUAUCUUAACUUAUCAUAAUACCUAAAUGGUAUCAAGUUCUAUUGCUUGGUAUCAUAUCAAAUCAUAACAAAUUGUACCAUAAUAAACUAUAAUGUGAUGUGCUUAACUAUCUCAUACCAUAAAUUGUACAGUACAGAUCUUAUUGUGAUGUAUCAUGUUAAAUUGCAUCACAUUGUGUUACACUGACUUGUAUCAAGUCCGAGGUCACUGUAGGGUAUCUGAUUUGUUUUUAUCUUAACACAUCACAAACCAUAUACUAUUAUAUCAUCCUGUAUUAAAUAGUAUCAUGUUGUAUUUCAUUGUACCGUAACAUAUUAUAUUCUUUUGUACCAUAUGGCAUUGUAUUGUACCAUAUAUAAGCAAUUGUAAUGGAUCUUAGAGUAAUGUAUAAUGUGGUCGUUUCACUUCCUGUCCUUUUGAAUCAUAUCAGAACAUAUGGUGCUGUAUGAUAUGGUACUGUUAUGUAAUGUAUCAUGUCAUAUCGUAGCAUAUCAUAACACACUGAAAUGGAGUGGAAGGUAUCGUCAUGCAACAUACUGUAUCGCAACUUAUCAUAUGGUCCCGUAUUGUAUCACAUUGCAUCACAUUUCAUUGCAAUUCAUCACAUCUCAUCAGCCCAUGUCAUAUCAUAUCGUAUCGUAUCAUAUCAGAUCAUAUCAUAUCAUAUAUUGUGCCUUAUUGUAUCACAUCAUAUUGCAUCGCACUACAUUGUAUCGUGUCGUAUAUUGUAUCAUAUCGUAUUGUAUCUUAUUGUAUCAUAUCGUAUCGUAUCUUGUCUCUUUGUAUCAUGGCGUAUUAUAUUGCAUCACACAUUACACUGUAUCACCCUAUAAUAUAUCAUAUUGUAUUGUAUCACAACAUCCUGUAAUGCAUCAUAUGGUAUCAUAUCACAUCCUUUGAUAUCACCUUAAUCUUAAAUUAAACAUUCACACUUUUCCACUUGCUCGGCACAUUUUCAUUUUAGUUUACUGUAAGAGAAAAGUUUAUGCCAAUAUGAUCUUAGGUGAAUUGUUAAAUACCUGUAAGACUCAAGCAUUGUCACUCAUUGUCUUCUACAGAUCCAACAUGCAAAGGAGGCUGACGCUGUGAAAGGGAAGGGCAAGCUGGUAAGAAUGUGCUCAUACACACCGCAUACUUGAGACUGAAAUAGAGGCACGCUUACAGUUUACCAGAGUGAACAGGCCAGAGUGAAAAAUAACCCUCAUCAAAUUUGAACAUUAGGAAGUGGGCGAGAAAAAAUACAGAGUUCUAAUUUGAAGGCUGGUCUAAUUUUCUCUUUUUCUUGCGGUUUAUAAAAACCCUUCCUACACACGUGUCCUCUAACUUUAUUUCAUUUCUUUCAAUUACACCUCAGUGAUUCUCAAGGCUUGAGCUGAAUCUGUGGACAAGUGGGGAAAAGGUUUUCUCAGACGAAUUCUCUAUGUAAUUCUUUUUGUGUCUACGUAACUUUUUUUUGUGUUUGUGUGUGUAUGCACACAAACUAAAUUUGAACUAAAUUUCUGAAAGUCCCAGAAAAUGUUCAGGUUGGGGAACCUGUGUGAAUGCGAAUGACAGGUUUUUGAUCUCCACCAAGCAAAACGGAACUUCUGUUACCAGUCCCCAUGUAAAGUUCCUGUAAUAAGUGAGGCUGAGCUGAUGUAUAAAUAUGGCUUCUAAAAAUGAAGACAUGCAGUGUGGGCAGCAGGGCGGAUGUUUCUAUCAUGCUGUGAUGUUAGUGAUAUACUCUGCUCACCAGUGUGUCUUCUUCUGCUGAUCAGCCGAUACUGUGAAUAAGUCUGAUUACAUUAACAUGUCCAUUUACAUCUAACAUUGUGGCAGCGCUCUUCAACUGUACAAAUAUUAUGACCCAAGAAACAUUUUACCGGGACUGAACAUAUUAUAGUUUCUCAAAUUCCUACAACUUCUGACAAAUUUGGUUUUCUAUAGCCUCAUUGGGAGGUGGUGCAACAGUGAAGACAAACCAGAGCUUACCCACAGUCAAUUUGGAACUCUGCAACAGCACCAGGAACUCUUAGGGCAGGCUUCUCCCGCAGUCUUCUUGAGAUUUCGAGAAAUCUGUCAAGCCCCCAGAUGUCUUCGAAAAGCAAACAAAAGAUCCCGUCUUUUUGUUUGUUUGUUUAUUUUCAUGCUUUCAUUGGUGGUAACAGCUGGCAAAGAUCCUCCCUAGCCUCUGAACUUUUGGUUUUGAAUAACAUUUCACCAAGCGUGCAGAAUAUAUCACUUACAUCACAGCAUGAUAGAAACAUCCACCCUGCUGCCCACACUGCAAGUCUUAAUUUUUAGAAGCCAUAUUUACACAUCAGCUCAUCCUCGCGUAUUACAGGAACUUUACAUGGGGGCUGGUAGCAAAAGUUCAGUUCAGGAGGGGUUCAAAAAUCUGUCAUUCGCAUUCACACACGUAGUUCUUUUAUACUCACUUGACAAUUUGAAAACUUAAUCAGCCGUUGUACUGCUUUUCCUUUUUAGGUCUUUCAUUUCCUUUACAGCAGCCACAAACUGCACGCAGCCUAACCCACAGCGACACACAUGAAAAUACACUCUAACUUUCUUUGUCUGGUUUUUAAACUUUCUCUUCUCACAGGGUCUUUCUUUAGCUUGUAUGUCGUUUCAAACCACUGCACCUGAUUAUGUUAUUUUCUUUCCCCUGACAGAAUGCUGAGGAGGGCAUCUAUACGGUGAGUACUGAAACUUAAAAUGACUCAAAGAAGUAAAACAUAGUUUGAUAGCCUGAUUGAUAACAUGUUUCACUUCUUCACUUCAGUUUUAUUCAUCUUCCGUCUCUUUCCUCCCAGGGUUUGACCCCUCACGCUCAGGAUACAUACGAAACUAUUGGCAUGAAGAAGUGA
This is a messenger RNA of Xyrichtys novacula (pearly razorfish), 6828 nucleotides long. Lineage: Eukaryota; Metazoa; Chordata; Actinopteri; Labriformes; Labridae. The record is from the annotation of a GenBank genome assembly.